Messenger RNA from Lottia gigantea (owl limpet), 276 nucleotides. RefSeq lists its product as hypothetical. The transcript has a single exon. Lineage: Eukaryota; Metazoa; Mollusca; Gastropoda; Lottiidae. The annotation marks the transcript as partial. The record is from RefSeq and is a predicted model, not a curated record.
CCCAAAAACAGAGGUAUACCUACACUACCCAAAAACAGAGGUAUACCUACACUACACAAAGACAGAGGUAUACAGACACUACCCCAAAACAGAGGUAUACCUACACUACCCAAAAACAGAGGUAUACCUACACAACCCAAAAACAGAGGUAUAGCUACACUACCCAAAAACAGAGGUAUACCUACACUACCCAAAAACAGAGGUAUACCUACACUACCCCAAAACAGAGGUAUACCUACACUACCCAAAAACAGAGGUAUACCUACACUACCCAAA